UUUUAUACUAAAAAUACGUUUUUCGUUUUGAUUAUUUUGGAUAUUCACACUUAAGAUGUAUUUAGAUGGACAAAUAAAUUUGUUGCUUUAUACAGAAGAAGAUAAGCAGGUAGUGAAAAAAGAAGUAGGAUUAAAAGACAGUGUGCUAGAAGAAGACAUCGACGCUGUACUCGAGUGGUUUAAAAAGGAACCACAUUUAGCUAAGGCACCAAUAGAACGCCAUUUAAUUGAGAAAUUUCUCGUCGUUGCAAAAGGUUCUCGUGAGAAAACAAAGAAACGAAUUGAUAAUUUUUACAAAUACAGAGCUCUAGCACCAGAAUUGAUACAAAGUAGAAUUGAAGCACUCGCAAAGCCGGACCAAAAAUUGUGGACAUUCUUUCGUCAAGCAAUUAUUCCAAAAUUAUUUGAUGGGAAAAGAAUAACAGUUGUCGGGUUUAGCGGUGAUGCGUCCGCUUUUGAUACCGAAGUUAUGUACAGAAAUAUUAUACUUACGGUUGAUCUGCGUUUAAAGUAUGAUUACAUGUUCACUGAUAUUUGGAUAGUAGACUUAAAUAAUACGGGACUCGGACAUUUGUUGCGUGUGAAUCCGGUUAUACUUCAAAAGGCAGUGAAUUUAUAUCAGGAAAGCGUUGGGAUAAGGGUUAAACAUAUACAUUGUGUGAAUGCACCAGUUUUCGGACAUCAUGUUGUAAAUUUCAUGAAGAAAUUCGUAAAAGCAAAGAUGAUUGACCGUGUUAUAAUACACGAUACGAUGGAAAGCCUGCACAAGUAUGUGCCCAAAGAGUAUCUGCCGAAGGAUUACGGCGGAGAUUUGCCGUCACUAAUAGAAUUUACUGAAAGUCUAAAUAGAGACGUGUAUAAUGAAAAAAUUAAAGGAGUGCUUAUUGAUUACUCUAAACUUGUUUCCGACGAAAGCAAGAGACCUCGAGAAAAAUAUGACGAAGAGUGUAUUGUGGGUUCAUUUAAGAAGUUAGAUUUUGAUUGAAUUUACAUUCAAUAAAAUGUAUUGGUGUUAGAAUAAUUU
Messenger RNA from Papilio machaon (common yellow swallowtail), 1024 nucleotides. Its product is annotated as alpha-tocopherol transfer protein-like. Gene Ontology annotation, cellular component: membrane. Bases 56 to 985 code for a protein of 309 amino acids. NCBI's taxonomy places the organism in Eukaryota, Metazoa, Arthropoda, Insecta, Lepidoptera, Papilionidae. The record is from RefSeq and is a predicted model, not a curated record. The transcript has 7 exons. Gene Ontology annotation, molecular function: phosphatidylinositol bisphosphate binding.